ACAAUAAAUACCAAAUAACAUAUGGCGCAGACUUAACGAAAAUAUUUUCCUUUUUAAAAUUAAGAUUAAUUCUCGUGUAUUUUUUGUUUCGGUUUAACAGUUUGAUGGCACAGUACAUACAAGUUUGUGACGAAGAAGGGGAAGAACCGAUAGAAAUUCCUAGUGAGGAUGAAGGUUCGCUGUUGCUCAGUACGCUUGCAGCUCAAUUUCCGGGGGCAUGUGGAAUGAAAUAUAGAAACCCAAGCACUGGCAAUUUCCGAGGAAUUAGAUUGUCAGACGGCAUGUUGCACCCGCCUGAUGGUGUUUGGGGAAAUUUUGUUUAUAUAGUAGUUUUCCCAAAAGACAAUAUAAAACGCAAAGGAGAAGAGGCAGUGCCGGAAAAUCCAUUAGCUAAAAACAAAUGUGUUGAUAAACAAAGAUGCAGUGACCUCAUCGUUCUUGGUUUGCCAUGGAAAAGUAAUGAGGAUGAUCUGCGCCGAUACUUCUCAACCUAUGGUGAAUUACUUCUCGUACAAGUGAAGAGAGAUCCAAAGACGGGAGCAUCAAAAGGAUUUGGUUUUAUUCGGUUUUUAGAGUACGAUUCACAAGUAAAGGUUCUAGCUCAAAGACACAUGAUUGAUGGCAGGUGGUGUGAUGUAGCUAUUCCAAAUUCAAAUGAGGGUGCAGCAGAGAUGGUGAGCAGGAAGGUUUUUGUAGCGAGGUGCACCGAAGACAUCACAGCAGAUGAUCUCAAAAGUUACUUCAGCAAAUAUGGGGAGGUGUCGGAUGUAUUUAUUCCCAAGCCUUUUCGAGCAUUUGCCUUUGUCACCUUUGCAGAUCACAGAAUUGCCCGUUCCCUUUGUGGGGAAGAUCACAUCAUAAAGGGUGCGAGUGUGCAUGUCACCACUGCGGCGCCCAAGAAUUCUGAUAGAAAUGAUAACAGAGGAAGGUUUGACCAUGGAGGAGGUGGGAGGGGAGGGGGACAUGGGGGGUGGACCCAGCAAGGUAAACCAAUUGCCACUGUGGGCACCGUUCCACCAGUCCCAGAUCCUAACAUGGCCAAUAGUAUUGGCAUGAAUUUGUUGAAUUCAGCUGUUUUAGCGGCAGCACAAGCCAUGUUACAAAGUCAAGGUCAACUCCCCGCACCUCAGCCUCAGACUGUUGGUCAAGGUCAUGGGGACCCAUUUGGUGUUCAGACAACCACAGCGAGGCAAUCGCAGCAAACAGGUUUUUUUAGUAAUCAAAAUUCUGCAGGGUGGGGGACGACGGACACAAAUACUUCUGCGGGGGCAUACCCAAACUGGGGAGGUAACAACCAUCAGAGUGGGUGGAGUUAGUGUGCAGAGGGAGUGGCGUGUGGAUCAGAGAGUGCUGUUUUUACUAUGCAGAGUGCUUAGAAAAUUUGUGUUUAUUAGUGGACUGAGAUCGAAGAACAGUUUUAGAAAUUUAUCCUUAUACCAAACUUAAUUUUAAGAAUUUUCUGUAAUAUUGCACCAAAGGUAUGCUAGCUUUCUUUUUCUUUUGUUAGUCAUUUCCUUCAUAACAAUAUUUUUAGAUGACAAAUUUUUUUUCUUCAAAUUUCGUUAUACUUGAUAGGUUGUUUCAGGGAGAUAACUUGUUGCUAUUUAAUUCAGAGCAAGAAAAUGUUUGGGAGAGCCUUUUUAUAUUAAAAUUAUGAUAGAGUGGAUGGCUUUAAGCCGCACAAUAGAUUUUAACUUGUACAUAUAUGUAUUAAUCAAUACAUAAAAUGUGUUGUAAAGCAAAUUCAUGUAUUGUUUGGUUUUUCAAAACAAGUAUUAGUGACUAGUUAAUCCUAUUAUCGUAUGUACAGUUUCCCAAAAUUUCCACUCGUAGUUGUAAUAUAAUAUAUAUAUAUAUAUCAGUAUAUUGCUAUUGUGAAUGUAGUCGAGCAAGACCUUUUCAAAAGCUUUGUUUCAUUAAUUUUUCACCAUCCAUUUUUGUCCAAAUAAGUCUUAAAGUAAGAGUUGGAGAGUUAUCUCUGCCCCGCAUCAGUUUUACCAGUAUGUUUAUUCGUUUGUAACUAAACUGAGAAUUUUACUGCACAUUGUAAGAGCAAGACAAGAGUAGGAGAUGGACUGAAUUUGUGAACUUAAUGAGACUAAAUCAUGUUUUGAGUGGACUGGAAAAGACUGAAUCAUGAAUGAUAUGGAUUUAAUCAUGAAUGAUCUGGAAUGGAAUAAUGAGUGAUCUAGAAUAGACUGAAUUUUGAGUGAUCUGGAACAGUCUGAAUCUUGAGUGAUCUGGAACAGUCUGAAUCUUGAGUGAUCUGGAACAGUCUGAAUCUUGAGUGAUCUGGAGCAGUCUGAAUCUUGAGUGAUCUGGAACAGUCUGAAUCUUGAGUGAUCUGGAGUAGAAUGGAUUCAGUGGAGUGUGGAUGAACUGGCAUGGACUCGGAUGUUGUGUGAUUUUGUUCUCAUGUUGUACAGCGUUGAAAGAAUUAAAAAGAGUGUGUAUACAUGG
Messenger RNA from Magallana angulata, 2460 nucleotides. RefSeq names its product TAR DNA-binding protein 43-like. Bases 105 to 1316 code for a protein of 403 amino acids. The transcript has 4 exons. The record is from RefSeq and is a predicted model, not a curated record. Gene Ontology annotation, molecular function: RNA binding. Lineage: Eukaryota; Metazoa; Mollusca; Bivalvia; Ostreida; Ostreidae. Gene Ontology annotation, cellular component: nucleoplasm. Gene Ontology annotation, biological process: regulation of gene expression.